AUGAAAAGUCGCUGUGCCUUACUUAUCUCACAUUUGAAGAAUGACCUCAAACAUAGAUUUCCACAUGCAGGGCAUCGAAUCAACAGCAAAAUGCAGGGCAUCGAAUCAACAGCAAAGAAUAAAGGAAACUCGGAAAGUAAGGAGCCAUGCUUCCUUUGCGGAAAUGAUGUGCCACCAGAAGUUGAUGGUCGGAUCACUAAUUACAUUAAAUGGUUCCGUUGCAAUGUUACUGAGUGUCGGUCGCUCGCGCACGAGUGGUGCAUUAAACUUCUUGGGAAAAAGUGCAUGCAGUGCGAAAAGGGAAUGCUUGUGGUCACUGAGGAGUCGUCUUUGCAAACCGAUUGA
Messenger RNA from Ostertagia ostertagi, 345 nucleotides. The record is from the annotation of a GenBank genome assembly. Lineage: Eukaryota; Metazoa; Nematoda; Chromadorea; Rhabditida; Trichostrongylidae.